This is a messenger RNA of Vespula pensylvanica (western yellowjacket), 8356 nucleotides long. RefSeq lists its product as uncharacterized. The record is from RefSeq and is a predicted model, not a curated record. The transcript has 12 exons. Bases 942 to 8324 code for a protein of 2460 amino acids. Lineage: Eukaryota; Metazoa; Arthropoda; Insecta; Hymenoptera; Vespidae. Gene Ontology annotation, cellular component: endoplasmic reticulum.
AAUGUCGUUUCCGAUUUCGGAUGAACAAGCUCGAGUAUAAAAAUAAUUACCGGCGGUGUUGCGGCACGAACGGAGCUAUCAUUUCUUUUUCUUCUCCGAGGGAUCGACUCUCCGAAUCCAAUCGACGAGAGGCGAAUGGACGAUAAGUAUAAGCGCAGCGCGUCCGUUUAAUUUAUUCGCUUCCACGUACGACCACUCGGCGAUUGCGACAGUUGCAAACGUAGUAGGUGUGUGCGCGGUUAAUGAAGCGAUUAUCAUCGCCGACGUUUCCAGUUGUGGUCUGGCUACCAGAAGGGUAUUACCGGUUUGUGAUAACGUCUAGAACGCUGUCCAGAACGAAAUGCAGGAACUAAGCGCGUCGAAGAAAGUGUUUUAGUACCGAAGAGCGAGCGUUUUCGAGCGAAUAAGCGAGUGAUAUAACGCAACGUUAUUUACAUCCUAUUGAUCUAUCUAGGAAAAAGCUUGCUCGACCGUCUACGUAAGAGGAGUGCGAUAAGUACUCCCCGUUAGAUAAAUUUAAUUGCAACGGCAUUGCCUUUGGCCCUGACGAGAUCGUUCUCGGCGUCGGUAUCACGGCGUAUCGUCGUUUGUUUCUCGGACGACUUUGCAGCCAGUCAUUUUUCGAACCGCUUGUCAAAGGAAGAAUCAGUUAGAUCGACGUGUCAAGAUUGCUAGCUCGCUGGUCGACUUACAAUUAGACGUAUCCGCGUACCUUUAAUUACGUCGCGCCAAACUUCAACCUAUCUCUCUAUCGGGCGUACGAGCGCGCACGGCGGCAAGGGAAAAGAGUUUCGUAGGGUUAAGUCGUGCGUGCGUGCGUGCGUGCGUUCGAUCAAAUACAUCGAUUCGCCGGACGUAUCCUUCUAUAAAAUAAUUCGAGCGAAUUCGAAGGCUCGUCGCUUACAGAUUUCUGAUGCCAAAAGGAGGACCGAUCGUUCGACAUGAAUUGCAAAGUGAUGCCGCUGAAGAAUCAUUCCAAGAUAAGUUAUCGCGUGAAAUGCGUCGCCGUGGAAAACGAAAGAGUUUUCGGCGACGUUUUCGUCACUCAUCGAACGAGAAAUAUCGAUUACUCCCCGAUCGGUUAUCCCUUCUCUUCGAUUCGCAAAACGAAAAAACGUAAUUUGAUCGAGCAAAGGCUGGAAGGACCGGACUUUAUGGAAUUGAAUAAAAAAUUACCGAUCAGAAGAGUCAGCGAAAGCGUUGCGCCUGCGAUUAAGAGACAGAUAAGAAGGAGCAAGUCUGUAGAAGGUGCUCCGAUUAAUCGACGAUUCGAAACGAUCGACGUUAAAAACGACAACUUGCACAAGAGUCCGAAGAAAUAUCCAGCACCACUGGCGAUACGAGAUAACAAGGAGGAAGUACGGGUUUGUUCGCUCGUGGAUCAGCUAUUACUGGACAUUUAUGGUUUCCCGUCCGGUAGUCGUUCCGAGAGCGAUUCCACAGCUUCUUCGUCCUUGAGACAACAUCCGCAGCACCAAUAUUUACAAAAGGCUCGUCUCCUAUUGAAAAGCAAGACCGAGUUGCAAGUAUCGAUAAAGAUCUUGUACGAUCAUAUUAAUCACACCGGUGGAUUGCUCGUUCGUCAACUGCGAAGAAAGGAUUACCUAAUUGCCAAACGCGACAAACAGUGCGACAUCAUCACCGCUAAUUUGCAAGCGCACAGCGCGAAAAGAAUCGAAGACACGAAGAUGAGAUUUAGCUUGACUCCUCAGCCGGGGGAAAGUGGAUUUCAACAAUGGCUGGACGCGAUGAAGAUGGUAGCGCGUUUGCCGGGUGGCAUACCAGCGGAAUUUCGAAAAAGACUUUGGCUGACGCUGGCGGAACGUCAUCUGGAGCAACGAGGCGUGGACUGGAAGCAGGCUGAGAAGGUUUGCUUCAACGAGUGGAGUAAUCCCGACGACGAGGAGCUCGGUAUACAAAUCGUAAAGGAUCUUCAUAGAACGGGCUGCAGUCUGUUUUGCGGAGCAGCCGGACGCGACAAUCAAGCCGUGCUACGUCGAGUAUUGCUCGGCUUUGCACGAUGGAACAAGUCGGUCGGUUAUUGUCAAGGAUUAAACGUACUGGCGGCUCUUGUGUUACAAGUCAUGGAUCGUGCGGAAUCGUCGGCCGUGAAGGUGAUGAUUUAUCUCAUAGAAGGUGUCCUACCGGAAGGUUACUUCGCCGACAAUCUUCGCGGGCUCUCCGUCGACAUGGCCGUUUUCCGUGAUCUUCUUCGUUCGAGGAUGCCGAAAUUGUCCAAGCACCUUGAGAUUUUGCAAAGCGACGCGAAAGACAAGGCUACGGGUAGCAGCUACGAGCCACCUCUCACGAACGUCUUUACCAUGCAAUGGUUUCUCACGCUCUUUUGUCAUUGCUUGCCGCAAGACGCGGUACUCCGCGUUUGGGAUCUCAUAUUUCUCGAGGGCGACCAAGUGCUUCUGAGGACGGCUUUGGCCAUUUGGGAGAGUCUUUCCGACCGUAUCAUGACCGUGACGUCGGCGGACGAGUUUUACAGCAUCAUGGGCGUUCUCACGCGAGAGAUGUUGGAAUUUACGGAUACGAAUAAUCUUAUAAAGAACAUCGUCAGUUUGGGACCAUUGCACGGCGUGACGGGACUUAGAGAAAAGCAUAGAUAUAAUAUCACACCGUGGGCUCGAAAAUUAAGCGACGACGAGGACAGCGAUACCGAGGAGGACGAAAGAUUGGCCGUGGCCGCGGCUAUGUUCAGUAUGGCUCAGCGAUUGAAGAAAGGUGAACUUUUGAGCGAGCACAUUUCCUCGACGGUGGGAGCGAUACAAGCGAUGGCUCCUGGCAACGAUCGAGAACGCCUCGCUUUGGACAUCAGUACGUUGAAACAACAGUACGCUAAGCUUCGAGAACGACAACGGCAAGCUCAUAUCAUACUCUCCGCCGCGUGUGCGAGACAAUCGAUGGUUCCUCCAGCCACUUCUCAGGCCAUGAAUCACCUGUUAGUCGGUAAGAAUGCGCUGGUCAGUGGAAAGAAUCGAUCCCUCGGUUUGUCCACCGCUACGACCCCUUCCAAGACGAGACCCGUCGUUCUUCACGGUCCACGGGUGCCUAGUAAGAAGGACAGACAGCAGGUCGUCACUUUGCAUUGGAAGGACACGAAGAGGCAGAAGCACAAAUUCGGGGAGACAGCUGCCGAGGCUACGAAGUGCAAGGAGAAGUCGAUAGAAUCGCCGGAGGAGACGACGCACGAGCUAGCGUCACCGAAAAGCGGAGUCGUCGACAGCGACAGCGACAGCACCUCGACGGAGCUCUGCGACGAGCCCGAUCGAUGCAGUGACGUCGACAGCGAAGAGCUAACGUCAGCGUCUGACAAUUAUUACGUCAUGGCUAGCGAAGAGGAGAAAAGCGGGAGGGUCGAGGGUUCUUCGACCUCGGGCAAUUCGCCCGUUCGUUCGCCGCGUGACGCGACGGUUGUUAGUCCCCGCGACGUCAUCGGGGAAGAGAGUCUCGACUUGGCGGAGACCUCGUCGAUAGCAAAGAUCACCGAUCAAAUAAGAAGAUUAUCGGCCGAAGACGACAAUAAUACGAUGGUUCCUCAAGCGUCCUUAAAGGGCGAAAUCAAGAAAGACGAUUGCGUCGAUAAGAGAGCUUUGCUCGAGGUUGGCCAAGCGAAAUCUUCAAAGUGUCAAGACGGAGUCGACGAGAGGAAGGAAUGUUUAGGCUCGUUCGACGAUCGGGAUUACUUUAAAUUUAAUUACGGCGAAUCAAUGACCGGUUACGCGCCGAUGAGAGACAAGAAGGAGGAAUCCGUCGAGAGGAACGACGACGAAAUUGGAGGGACGACGACCGAUCUCGGAUCGGUGACGAAGGCGAUCGCCCUUGGCGCUUACGACGUAGGAAUCGCUGCUGGUCCGUCCGAGCGAAACGAUAUUCGCGCUUUCCUUUCCAAGGAACCGAUCGUUAUCGAUACGAACGUUACUUCCAAGUACGAAAGCCCCUCGCUCCUUACAUCUUACGACGAGAAGGAGGAACGUUCGGACGAUAGGGACAAACGUUUCGAGUUGACUUUGGAUUCUUACAAGAUCGAAGGAUCGUUGAAUAGUUAUAAACCCAUAGAUUUUAAAUCGUCGGACACGAGGGAGAAACUCGAAUUUACGAACGUUUCUUACGGAUCCGCGCGUAGUCCGUCGGUAGACGCCGAAGAGACGGAUUUUCAAGUUUCCUUGGCUUCUUACAAAUCGUUGAAGUCGUCCGAUACGAGCGACAAAGCUUUCGAGACGUCUUUGGACACGUACGAGUCGUUAAAAUCGCCGAACAGAAGGGACCAACGCGUCGAGGCGUCUCUUCGUUCUUACGAAUCCUUAAUAAAUUCGGCAGAGACGAGCAACAAACGAUUCGGAAUAUCUUUGGAUUCUUAUAAAUCUCCGAGGUCGCCGGACGCGACGAACGAAAAGCGUUUCGGGACGUUGUCUUUGGACUCUUACAGAUCUUUCAAAUCGUCGGACGCGAACGAGAAACGCCUCGAAUCGUCUUUGGAUUCCUUUAAAAAAUCCGUGCAGACCCCGGAGACGAACGACAAACCGUUUCAGACAUCGUCGAGUACCUACAAACCCGGAGCGAAAUCGCCGGAGCCGAAGGACGAUGGUAUCGUCGAACGCUCCACGAAGGCUUACGCGAACGUUUUCGGCCAGAGUCCCAGAAAGGACAUCUCGUUGGACGUUACGUCGUCGGCGGGUUCGCUUCUGUCCGGACAAAGCUUCUACACGUCGAAAACGUACGUCGUUGGCCACCUUCCGAUCUCGCCGAUAAUCGUAGAUCAGAAAGUGAAUAAUCCGAGCCGCGCCGCGUACGACAUCGCCGGCGACCCCGUCGCCGCGACGGACAUCACGGUUAGAAAUUCGGAUCGGUCGGUGGAAAGAGGAAAGUCGUCCAACGUGGAAGGCGCCAAGUAUCACGCGACGGAUACGACGACGAGGAAGAGGAGUCCUAGAACGCCGGACAGUUCGAAGUCGUUUAGCUCGGGCGAGACGAUGGGUCCGGAUUCGAAAGCCUCGAGUUUGACCGUCAGUCCGAGGACCCCGGUUAAGUCGGUCUCUCGAGAGUUCUCCGCGGACAAGUCCGCGUGUUCCUCGAUAAGCUCGGACUCGAAAACCCUCGUGCUUCUGUCAACGACCGAGUCCGACGUAGCGAGGGAGAGUCCGAGAUUGGAAGGGAAAAAGUCGUCCUACGAAAGGUCGAGCCCCUCGACGCCGUUCAGCACCGACUCGCUCAAGUACAAAUCGGACUCGAGUCCUAAACUAAUCGUAAGCAGCUCCAGCGACUCCUGCAGUCCGAGCAAAAUGAAGUCUUCCGAGAGGUCCUUCAGUUCGGACCUUCGAUCGCCUAUAAGUGCCAAUUCUAUAAAAUACACCUCGAACUACGGGAAACGAGGUCAAGAUAAUAUUUCGGACUCGUCCAUCGAUCCGAGCACGGCCGUCUCGCCGUUUUAUCCGAUCGCCCAUCCCAAUCGAAAGACCCCGUCGCCGUACAACGUUUCCAGGCGUAGAUGCAGCCAAGAUAGCGCGCCUGACACCUCGCCGGAACAAAGAUUAUCCGUUUCCAAGGAUUCGGGCAAGUGCUCGAGUAGCGCUCGUACGAACUCGGACUCCGGAUCUUCAAGGAUCUUCGAGAGCAGAGAGGAAAAUGGAAUAUCGACGAAGAACUCGUGCUUGAACGUAUCGGAAAGAGAUCGGGAGAGAAACGAUCGUCGAGUUUACGAAUUCGGAUCUAACUCGAUUUUCUAUAGCAACGAAAACGAGGAACGGUCCGCGAAGGAUAACGGCGGGGGCGGCGGCGGUGGCGGUGGCGGCGGCGGUUGCGGUGGCGACGGCGACGGCGGCGGCGGCGACGAUCGCUCGUCCGAGAAAGACACGGUAUCUCAGUUGCCUCGAGAACAAUUGAACAAGCAUUUCAUGAAUCUUAAUUUCAGGCACAAGGACCGUUCGAAAUUCUUGGAAAGAAGUUCCAGCAGUCUGGAUCGAAGGUUCGCCGAUUUGAAAUCUUCGGCAUCUACGGACGAGCUCUCAGCCUCGAUCGUAAAGAAAAGAUCGAGUGACAUAUUGGAAGAUAUGAAGCAUCUCGAGGCUAAGGCUUUCAGCGACGGACCCUCGGAAAGCGGUAUACUCGGCAAGAAGAACAGUUACAUAUGGGAGGAUUUCAAGAACCUCGAGGCCAGACGCCAGGACAAUUUCAGCAAUUCGGCAAGCAGCUUCUCGAGGCAUCGCCUCGACGUCGCCGACGUUACCGAAGCGUACAGCCUGCCGCCGGACGCUAGAAAGUCCUACGUCGUGCGCCCAAAGAUGAGCAUAGACGAGAGUAUCGAUAGUAUUUUAAAGACGGUCUCGCGUAACAAGUGCAACGCCAACGACGACGGCCGCGGGGAAAGGCGCGACGAGGACGAGGAGAACGACGGCAGAGAAUCGAAAUUGGGCGUUUGGACGAAGGUCAAGCCGAGGAAGAGGGGUAACGACGGUCGGAGGAGUAGCGACAGAGCCUUGAAGAUAAUCCAAGAGAACUCGGCGAUCCUACAGAAGAUCCUGGCGUGUCAAGCGAAGAAACGUCUACCCGAUCUCGAGGAAAUAUCGAAGGAGAUAACGAUUAGCCCUAUAAACGAGGAAAUUUCCAAGAUAUUCAGUCCGAUAUUGGAGAAGAUGGGAUUGAACGAGCACGAGAUAAACGAGGAGUUGGCACGGAUCAAUUUCAAGGAUUUCGACGAUAUGACGGGAACGAGCGUCUCCGAGUUCGAUGCGAAGAUCCACGACGAAUUGUCGAAGCUGUCCUUGAUAGACGAGACCGAACGCGCGAACGAUCUCGACGUGGACGAGAUCGUAUCUCAGGAAUAUUUCGACACGCGGGAGGCUCUGAUAGAUCGGAAGAUUAACGAGGAACUGUCGAAGCUCUUGGCGAAUUACGAGGAGGAACCGCGUUUGAGCGUGGCGACGUUGGAGAAGGGUUCCUCCAGUCAGAACGUCAGCGAUACCGAGGGGCUCGACUUGACCAGCAUCUCGACGAACGUCUUUUCGUACAAAUCCUCGAACGACUCCAUCGAGACGAGGAGCGAGCAAGGCUCCCUCCAGGAAACGUCGAUUCAGCCGGAAAGAUAUCCUCAGUACGGUCAAUCGGCUUUGCCUUACUCGUCGUCGAGCUACGUGCGAGAUUUGUCGCCUAAAAGCGACAUAGACAUUUACAGGGAGCUCGAAAAGCUGGACAAGAUAUCCUCGGCUCAGGUGAUACCCGACACGCCGUUGGACGUUUCACCGAAAAUCUUGUCGCCGGUCGCGGUUGCCUACGUUACCAACGUUUCUCCUUACACCUCCGACGUAUCGACCCCGAUUCGAUAUUCACCGAAAACGAUGCCGACGUUCGACGCUUCCCCGUUAAAGGCCUCUUACGAUCCAUACAAGAGCUUCGAUUUUAAAAGCGAUCUGUCGCCGAGGAGGGUGCCCAACGAUCCGUACACGCCGCGUCCCUACGACGAUGCGCUUGAUUCGAAUUUCGAGUACUUCGAUCGCGAAUCUACCGUCUGCGCGAACUCCCUCUACGACGUACGUCCGAAGAGUCCUAUUUUAACGAAGGAAUCUUUGGAAUUUCGAGUGAGAUACGACAACGAGUCACCGACGCGAAAUCUCACCGACGAGUCCUUCGUUCUACCGAGCGAGGCCAAACAGAGGGCCAUGCGGAAGAGCGUUUUGUAUUUCGGCGAUCGAAGUAACGAGAUCGUCGGUACCAACGAGUCCACCGCCGGCAACGAAUCGAGAACCCUCGAUGCGAUUGCCAGUUCCUUUAUCGAUUAUUCCGCCGAAAGUUCCAACGUCUUACGUCGUAGCUACGAUCCGCCAUCCUCGCCUAUGAUAAAUUAUAUUCGCGACAAGAAUACCGAAUACGACAGAGCUUUAUCCGGCAUGGUAGGAAACGAAUCGAACGUUGGAACCUAUUUGCGAGAUUAUCAUCCUGCUCUUUCUCCAAAUCGACGAUUCGAUCAACCCUUCCCUCCGGUCGUUAACUAUCUUCCCUCGAAACUUUCUCCGGGCAUCGUCGACGAAACCAAACGACCUGUCUCUCAUCCUGACUUUCCAGAGAAAAUAACGAUCACCAGCGAGUACACCGAACCGCCUGCCAGAGGCUCCAGUUGUUACAAAAAAUCCUCUUUGAGUUUGGCCAACAUAGGACGAUCGAGCAAAAACGGGGAGGAUAGCCUGAACGUCACCCCAAGUCCGAAGGGUCAAUUCAGUCCGUUUCCGGUGAAGAAUACGUCGAAGAAGCCGAAAGACUUGGCUCUUAAGUUAGGCCUCUACUCGCCAAAAAAUUCACCGAGCGGACCCUUGAGAAGAUCGUAGUCGAUGGCAUUGCCUUGUACGUUCUUCGAGAA